Batrachochytrium dendrobatidis JAM81 is the source of this 495-nucleotide messenger RNA. RefSeq lists its product as uncharacterized. Bases 1 to 495 code for a protein of 164 amino acids. The record is from RefSeq and is a predicted model, not a curated record. The transcript has a single exon. NCBI's taxonomy places the organism in Eukaryota, Fungi, Chytridiomycota, Chytridiomycetes, Rhizophydiales.
AUGCCUUCAUCAGGAUUACUUGGAAUCGGUGGAUCAAAACAAGCUAGGAAACUAAACAAUCAUAACAUUGAUGAUGAAGCCUCAGAGUUGCCUGGAGCCACUCCUCAACACAACUACAGCGCUAAUAGUGCUGGAUCUGCUACAUUGCAAACUGCAUCUGCAAUAGCAUUGAGAGACUCAAGGCUUGAUACUUUGAUUGAAAGUCAGAAUGGAUAUGCUUCCACUGAGCUUAGUGGGGCUUCUACACUUACUCAAGCCAUGAGCUCCAAAACUGGCAUACAUUCUCGACGUCGUGGUGGUGGACGCACUCGUGACAUUCACCGCCAUGCUGGUCUUUUAACAGCUGAUCACAGAGAAGAGGAUGUUAUGCAAUUGUUUUCUGAUAGCGAAAAUGGGCUGAGUGGAAGCGAAGAUGACGAUGAUAUCGACAAUUUAUCUACUCCUACAUCCACGCGGAAUGCUUCAAAAUUUCGAACUAACCCUGGAUCGCAUUAA